AUGAGAGAGCUGCCCUUCGGCGGGUUUCCUGCCUCGGCCACAGCAUUCUACCCAGGUCUGCUCAAUACAAAUUUUGGUUCGAACAGACAUUUCUCUACCUAUGGACCCACAAAUGCCACCACUUUGCUCCAAUCCUUUGAAGCGAGCGUACAGAGUCAAAGCUCAGAGCGCGUCAGACACUCCCUGACCGUGGAAUACCCAAACGUCGACUGGCCAUGGGUACGCAAGAGUGCAGGGUGGUCCUCGCUGCAAUGGCAGAUGAUCGCGGCAACCGACCUUGAUAUCGAGCAGAACAGCACAGCUCUUGCUAUCACUAUGGACAAGACCGCAGAAUUUGCCAUGGUACGGAAAGACUCCUUCUCGGUCAACGCCACCGUGCCGGGUGCAAUCGAAUGGCACACUGGUGAUUGGUACUCUUACAUCGCCGCGUUUGCAAAGGAAGACGAGCCCCUUGUCGGGCUGCCUAUUUCGCACCAUCUGGUCCAUCUCGACCGAGGAUUAUACAAGCUUCUUGUUCGCUCGCAGUACGAGAUACGAAUCUUUGGCGAUCCACGAAACAGCGGAGGAGCGGAAAGUCCAAAGAUGACAAUCGGCAUCGACAUUGCUGCUCGUGGGCUACAAAACGCGAAGCAGCAAGAUAUGGUUGAGGCUCACACCGAUCCACAUCACAGCAACGUACCUCAUAUCGUGGGUGGGUGGAUGGCAGGCUGGGGUCUCUCCUUUGGGAUACGCAGCAUUAGUCCCAACGAGACGUACAUCUUGCACAGUGUCAACUUGUCCGACGACAGCCCAGACGCAGUUCGAACAGGCCUCAAAGCCGAGCUCGGGUCUACGCUUACGAUGUCUCCCUCACAAACAGUCGCCGUACCUGUGCGUAUCUCACAAACCGCCCCGAUCGACUCGAGCCUGAGUUCUUUGGUCCUCAACGUCAGCCUCACAACCAUCAGUGCCCCUGCUGAAGUCAAACUCACCAAGAGCGUGCGAAUUCCUCUUGUCCACAAAAUGGCAUUCUGGCAGGCUGCUAGUGACGAACAGGAUCAUCAUGCAUACAUGUUUAGCUACCUUGCCGACGAUGGCACCGUUCAAAUGGCAGCGGCUACGCCUCCGAAACAGACAAAUGCUGCCCUAGAUGCACCGCUGCCACCUCUGAUCCUGACACUGCACGGAGCAGGCGUCGACGUACGCGACCUCUUCUUCAGCAACAGCAUCCGACGUCAGGACGAGAGCUGGGUGAUACUGCCCACUGGUCGAACACCUUGGGGCUACGAUUGGCAGCUGACGUCGCUUGAGGCAGCCGAUGCAGCUGUGUCAGCCUUUCACAAACACCUAUACGGCCUACCACCCACGAUGACAUCUGCAGAAAAGCAGGUGUGGCAAUUCGAUCCUGAGAAGCUCUUCGUGAUGGGCCACUCGAACGGUGGACAAGGAGCGUGGUACCGGCUCUCGCGCUUUCCGGAUCGCGCAAUAGGAGGGAUGGUCGGAUCCGCCUACACAAAAGUAUCAGACUACGUUUCUUUUGCAUGGAAGAUAGGCAGACAUUACAUCGAUCCGGCCCUGCAAGGGAUACUGCACAGCGGUGUGACCAUGUUUGAAAACGAUCUAUACGCCAGCAACCUCGCCGGCCUGGAUCUGCUCGUCAAGUUUGGAUCAGCGGAUGCCAACGUUCCACCUUGGAAUCCCAAGGACAUGGCCAUGGUGGUAGAUGGCUGGAAUCGACGUUCUGGGCUGGUCGAUAAGCUCAAAAUCUCCGAAGUUGCUGGACGUCCGCACUGGUGGGACACGCUGUUCUCCGAGGACGACGUCCAGGCUGCGAUCGAAGCCGCAUGUUUAUCGACUAGGAAUGUUGAUUAUAGGAUGCCGGCAGUACCGCAGACCUUUACACUGACCGUGUUCAAUCCGGCUGAAGCUGGCUCGAAGGGAGGUUGGCGUAUUUGCGAAGUCGACAACCCGGGUCGACUUGCCAAGUUGGAGGUGCGUUACGCGCAGACCAAUGAGGCAGACGCUGCGAACGUCCAUGUCGUCGCCAGAAAUGCAAGACGGUUUGAGCUCGACUUGACCACCGCCCGUCGAACUAGUGACGGCGUCGUCGAAAGCACCUUCUGGAAUGCCACCUCUCUGCAUGUCAGUAUCAAUGGUCAGAUGCAGCAGGCAGACAUCAGCAACGUCGAACGAGUUCAAUUUGUCCUUCAGCAGAAUGGCAAAUGGGCAGGAUACGCCGGAGACAUCUCAGGUCUCACCUCGAAACCAGCUCGACCAAUCGGACCGUUGCUGCGCAUUGUAUCUACGAAAGGCCCAAUGCUGCUGAUCGUCCCAUCCAGUGGGCCUCAAUUCGAGGUCAAAGCUUGGUUCAAGGUGGCACAACGCUUUGCAGCUGAUCUGUUGCUUUACGGCGCGAUCAACUCGCAGAUCCUCACCGAUGGCGAAUUUGCCUCCUCCGCUUCAGAGAAGAGCUGGAAGCAGAGCAACAUGGUGACGUUUGGCGGACCGAAGAUCAACCUCUUCACCCGAUCCAUCUUUGACAGGUGGCCCACACAAAGUUCGAUACACUUUCCUUCGGCCCGAACAUCGGCUCAGUUCCGAAUUCAAGAUCGUCUCUUCUACGAGAACGGCACGGCUCUUGUGACGCUGGCACCUCACCCGACCUAUGACGAGGGCCUGGCAUUGGUGGUCCACGGAAUUGGAGCGGAGGGCAUCUCACGAGCAGCGCGAUUGCUGCCAACGCGAACGGCUACCAUGAUCCCGGAAUGGGUGGUGACGGACAACACGGCGGAGUGGAUGGGUGAGGGAGGCGUUCAGGCUGCUGGGUGGUAUGACCACGAGUGGGGUUGGUCUGAGCGGAUGUCGUACGUGCAGUGA
Messenger RNA from Pseudozyma hubeiensis SY62, 2856 nucleotides. RefSeq lists its product as hypothetical. The record is from RefSeq and is a predicted model, not a curated record. NCBI's taxonomy places the organism in Eukaryota, Fungi, Basidiomycota, Ustilaginomycetes, Ustilaginales, Ustilaginaceae. The transcript has a single exon. The coding region runs from base 1 to 2856 and encodes 951 amino acids.